GGUAUCAACCAAAUAUUAAUAAAAUAUUUUAAAAUUUAUUUAUAGAAUUGCAUAUUUGCUUAUGUGAACAGUGUAUUAAUUUUUUUUUAGUUUUUCUAUGGUAGAUGUUUUUACGGUAUGGUAGUGUUCUUACCUGAAAAGACAAAAUAUUUUUCUUGUUGUCAUAUGGCUCUGUGGAAUUCGGAUAUUAGGUGGAACUGUUGAUAGUCAUAAAAUUUAUACGGAUUUGAAAAUAAAUUAAAAAACCUUGCUGAAGCUCGUAAUCAUCGAUUUAUAGAGCUACUCUUGUUGAUAUUUAAGUAAAUGGAUCUGUAUGAUGGCAUUGAUACGAGGGCGCGAUCAAGCCAGAUUGAUGGAUGGUCUUCGGGCAUAAAAAUGUUGCAGACCCAGUUGGCAAUAAAAAUGGCUGUCAAAAAACCGCUCAUGACGCCAGUUGUCAAUCUAAGGGCCAAACGUCUCGCAGAGCCGGAAGUUACAUGUUCAGCUCCAAUGACUACGGUUGUAUACAAGACUUUAAUAACUGGCAAAGCCCUUCCACCCAUUCCGGAAAGCGUAAACAAGGGCGACUGGGACGCUACUGAUGAAUACGACCCGCAAUGGCCAAAUGAAUAUGAAAAACUCAAGGAGAAAACUAAUGGCAGUGACAAAAACCGAGGUUUCGUUUGUGGAAGCGAAGAGAAAGAAAUAGAUCGGAAACGUGGACGCGUCGGUCGUCGAGAAGUUCACAGAGACGAAGUCUUAGCCCCUAAUCUAAAGUUUACCGGGUUUGGCCAGCGACAACUCGAUGAUGACAUAUACUUGCCAUCUGCGGGCUCUGUAGCUAAACAGGGAGGUGCAACAAUUGCUCCACCUCCGUCCCUCCAAGAAAUAUCAAUUGAUAGUGGUUGCGAAGUCACUAAUUCCAUGCCAUAUUCUGCCAGUUCGGUAGCCGCCAAAAUUAUGGCUAAAUAUGGAUUUAAGGAUGGUCAAGGCCUCGGAAAAUCGGAGCAGGGUAUGGCCAUAGCCCUUCAAGUGGAGAAAACCUCCAAGCGUGGGGGACGGAUUAUACACGAAAAAGACGUUUUUCUGCCACCUCUGGCAUUGUCGCCUCCUGCGGAUGGCUCCCAAGUAGGACCAAGUCCCGGUCACAAGGCCAUGCCUCCUCCCCAGGUGGCAGGCACGGCGACUGAGAGUGGCGAGACCGGGUCCACCAUUACGGAGAUUAUGAAAUCACCAAGCAAGGUGGUUCUUCUACGUAACAUGGUAGGACCCGGGGACGUAGACGAAGAAUUGGAACCUGAGGUAAAGGACGAAUGCAACACAAAGUACGGGGAAGUGAACAGCGUCAUUAUUCACGAAUCGUUCGGAACUGUGCCAGAAGAUGCGGUUAAAAUAUUCGUGGAAUUUAGGCGCAUCGAAAGUGCCAUUAAAGCUGUAGUGGACCUGAAUGGGCGCUUUUUUGGAGGACGUCAAGUACGAGCAGGGUUUUACAACUAUGACAAGUUUAAACGUUUUCAAUUGUAUUAACACUAAUACAAAUAAGAAGAGACGUUGACACUGCCCCUGACUGUUUUUUAGAAAUGAACUGGCAAUCCUGUUUUACUGAAGCGUUUAAACAAUUCGAUCUCAAUAAUUUUCAAAUGUCGAGGAUUGAACAGUAGUUACUGGAACAUAUUUUCUAACAGCGAUUAAAGGGAGAAUUACAUAGAUACGGCAUCAUUGCGUUAAAGGGUGUUCAGACAUAAUCAAUCAACUGAGGAUAUAAAUGAAGAAAUUUGCCAGUAAUCGUUACUUGUAGAGUAAAAGGGUAUACUAGACCCCUUGAAAAGUAUGUAACAGGUAAAAGCAAUCGCCAAGUCGAUCUGGCCUUUUCCGUAUGACCGCCUCGAUCUCAAAAACUUGAAAAGCAAGAAAAAGAUUAAACAUGCAAGGAAAUAGAAGCAGCACCCACACUUUUAAAAAUGUUAUAUUCUUGUAACAUUUGAUCGAUCUGUCAAAAAAAUGUUUUCGUUCCCACUAAUGCCCACAAGCCGCAGAAAAUUUCCACGCCCACACUUUUGAUAAACUAAAUUAAAUGUAUUUUUAAAAUUUCUAUCGACCAAAAAAUGAAAGUCGGGGAAUUCUAAGGUAUUUGGUAGAAGCAACUUUAUUUCCUCUGCUUAACUUGGCAAAGUGCUGCCAUCAGCUUAAAAGGAUGGCCUUGCGUCACGUCCGGCUCUUUGGAUGAUCACAUCUAGAAAAUGAAUAACUUUCUGUUGGUGCCGGCCACAUUAAAAACCUUUGAUAUAACCAAAGACAUUAGAAUAAAACUAUGCGUGACGGCAAUACAAUAGUUUCGCACUAUGCAGCUAGUGCUUUUUUCAAUAGAUAUACGAAACAAUUUUCUUCAACAAAGAAGCUUCCUUUUAUAAUGCAUUUAGAUUUACACUUUUAAAUAUGUUAAGGAAAAUAAAGAACUCAACAUGUGCCGAUUGCUCAUAUUUUUACAUUUCUGCUGCUAAAAUAAUAGCAUCUUUUUCAAUUAUGUUUCAAUUUUACGAUAUACCCUUAAAAUUUGUGAAUAUCAACAUAAAAUUUCUAACAUUUAUAUAACGACGUAUUCUAUUAUUUUACGAAACAAUAAAGCACUUAAUUAAUUUCAACCAA
Molecule: messenger RNA, 2625 nt
Organism: Drosophila yakuba
Lineage: Eukaryota; Metazoa; Arthropoda; Insecta; Diptera; Drosophilidae
Gene: Spf45
Product: splicing factor 45
Exons: 3
Coding region: 304-1506 (400 amino acids)
Biological process (GO): alternative mRNA splicing, via spliceosome; mRNA cis splicing, via spliceosome
Cellular component (GO): precatalytic spliceosome
Molecular function (GO): RNA binding
Source: RefSeq, a predicted model, not a curated record